Molecule: messenger RNA, 7617 nt
Organism: Numida meleagris (helmeted guineafowl)
Lineage: Eukaryota; Metazoa; Chordata; Aves; Galliformes; Numididae
Gene: BMP4
Product: bone morphogenetic protein 4
Exons: 20
Coding region: 6165-7406 (413 amino acids)
Biological process (GO): BMP signaling pathway; SMAD protein signal transduction; negative regulation of transcription by RNA polymerase II
Cellular component (GO): extracellular region
Molecular function (GO): BMP receptor binding; growth factor activity; cytokine activity
Source: RefSeq, a predicted model, not a curated record
GGGGCGCUCUGCUCUACGGCUGUAAAGCGCGGGCGGCCCGGCUCUGAUCAGGACGCUGUGUGGCUGCUCGGGGCUGUACCGGCACUGGAGGAUCUUCAUAGGAGUUGCUGUGUCCCGUGGCUGUGCUUGUUCCUGGUCAUACUUUGCAAUGGAAGUCUGCAGGUGACAAACUGUCGGCAAUGGAAGAGUGAAGCGGUCGCAGUGUGGAAAGGAGUCGUGUUCUAAGAACAGCAAACCUGUGGAACUGCUUACUUAAGAUCCAAUACAUGGAUCCUCCAAACCAAGUCUGGUUAGCUGGCCACCAUCAGCAGCUUGCUCUCUCAGUGGUUAAGUCGACAAUGGUUGAGACAACAGAGCCCAGUUAUUGGCAGAGGCUUGAAACCAGUUGUCUCAACCUGAUGAUAACUAGUCACCUGAACAGACACAUUACUGCUUGCUUAGAAGUUUGGAAGCAUUCAGACAUGUGCAUAUGGUGUAUUUCUACGUGACCUCUGACCACCUUACAGAUUGUCUUAAUCAGAUUCCUUCGUGGCAUUCUCACACAGGACUGUCUGUCAGCUUUGACAUCUUGAGGACUGUGUCUUUGACACCUGAAAUCUGUCAGCAGUAAACUGCUGAAAUCUACAGCAGUAAUUCUCAAUGUGUUCCUCCACCUAACUCUUGCAAGGCUCUUCCUAUGUCUACAAUAUCAGAUUGUGUUGAGUGCUAAGGAAGUCAGAGGACCAUCACCAUGUAGAAGAACCCUGCCUAAUCGACUGUUUUCUGCUCCACAUCCAGAACUCGGAGUGGCUCCAGCAGAAGAUAUUACAGCCUUGACUUGCUUCUACCAGGCUUCUUGCCUUGUAUCAUGGCUUUAAGAGGUUGUGCACGUGACUGACAAUGUCCACACCAAAGUGAAGCUUUCUUUAAAUGCCUCCAAGUCUUGGAAAACCGAGAUCGCCUUAAGGCCUGUGAGAGUAGCUGGAACAUUUGGGAAAGCAUGGUUGCUGAUGGCAUCCACUGUGAGAAUGUGGUUUUAUGAGAAGUUAUUCACCCAGCUCCCAGUUACCACGCUGGCAGCAGUUGAAGGGCACCUUCCCUUGGUGCUGAGCUUUGGGAUGAGAUCUGUGGUUGUCCUCAAGAGGAUUGCACCUGCUGAUUUGCAGAGGGAGUGAAGCAGCUGAGAAGCUUCUGGGGGACAGCCUGAGGCACUGAAAACAUCUGCGGAGGCACCUCUGUUAUCAGCUGAAGCGCUGAGCUCCACAAACAGAUCUGAAGGAAUGGUUGAUGCGACGAGCAAAUUCCAUAUAAUGUGAAGGAAGGAAGGAGCCAAAGAAAGAUUUGCCCAGGGAGUGAUGGAAUCACCUUCCCAGGAGGUGUCCGAGAACCAUGGAUUCGUGGCACUGAGGAACACGUUUCUCCUGAGUGAAGGACCUACCAGGAGCUUCCCUUAGAAAAGUGAAGGAGACACUAAUUCUAAGAGUACUGUAUGUGCCUGAUGCGGGACAGUUCACAAAGAAGAGCUGUCUCCACAGAAUCAUUGGAACAGCUCCUUACAAAGAUGUGACUGAUCUGCUUUGGAAAUCACCUUCAUUGGUGAGAGGCCAACACUUCCCUCCAAGAGACACAACAGAGGACGUGAACAGGAACAAUGCUACUUUUUUUCUGGAUGAGGAGGUGAGCUCGAGCCUCUCCCUGGAAGAGAGGGCUGGCAGCAGCGCUGAGCUGAGAUGUGGGGGCUGCACAGGGGCCCGUUGGCUGAAGGUCAAAACUCCUCCUUGAGGGCACCCGAACCGGAGUGGUGUUCCCCAUCUUUGCAGAGCCCAUGUUGUCUGCCUCUGGGAGGCACUGGCAGGAAGCCACUCAAGACACUAAAAGCUGAAACAGCACCAGCAGAGGGAGACAAACCCUGUUAUCAGACCAGGACUUGAAGGAAUCGCUGCUUCUUUGUAGGAACCUGAACUGGAAAUGGAACACUUGUGAUCCUGGAUUGUGGAGGACUAUGCUGCUAAUGCUUCCAGGCAAGCAAAGCCUGCAGCAUCCUUUUGGUCUUGGUGCGUUCAAUGGGCGAUGCAUUGACUCAGCCUUUUACUCAAAGGCUUUAUGCUGGAUUCAGAUAUCACCUGUCUUUCUUUCCUCGGCCUGUUUAAACAAUAAAGCCAGCAGGAGCAUCAGACUGCGUGCUUUGGCUAACUUGAGUUGUGUGUGCCAACAUCUGAUCCAGAUUCCUUGGUAAUGGACGUGGAAACCCUGCAGAACAAUCAACCUAUAAACAUGAGACAGCAUAAAAUUUUAUAGAGAGAGCUGGAGGGCCAAGAGCAUCUCAAAGUGGAGUGCAACGAUGGACUUUGAAAAAGAAGUUCAGGAGGAUAUGUUACAAGAAAAAGAAAUGGAGAAGGACCAGUCUUGGUCCUUGCACAGGAGAUGCUGUAACAGCUAAAGGAUAUGAGGAUGCUGUAGGUUCCUCCAUUUGAUCAGCUGGAUUUGCACCCGAAUUUUGAUCCCAUGGCUCCGGCUGAAGCGCUCCUUACUUCUGCAGGGACUGUCCCCCACGCCAGCAGAACCACCUGAGCCAUCGGCCAUCCCCCAGCAGGGAAGGGAUCACGGGCAGCUGGUCAGGCAUGUCGUGGUUGUCACGUGUGUGAUCUGCCUCCCAGGAGGAAGGCAUUUGGGUUGCAGACCCAGAGCCAUGGGACGAGCUUUGUUCAAGCCAGCAAGCAGAGCGCCCACCUAGUCCCUGGAGAACUGGCGUGUUCACUUUUGCUUCUUUCUUACGGGGAAGAUUUUGCUUCCGUCUCCCAGCAAUGUUUCCCUUCUGCUCUUCUUCUCAAGCCAGUGCAACACAAGGAGAGUCAGCCCCGGUCGUUCUUCAAGAGCUGAGUGGUGAGGAUGUCCCUCGGUGAUGGGUGUACGGGGCAGUGCAUACCCUGAGAGCAGCAAAACUUUGGUUUCAUGUGCCGUAAACGAGAGAUCAUACAACAAUCCUGUGUCAUGGAGCUCUCCCAGUACUCUUGUAGGGACUGGAGCUCUACUAAAAUGCUGUGACAGCCUUCUGUAUGCUGGGCUGGAUGUGGCACUGGGCGGAAUGAUCUAUUGGGUGGCAAGCAGCCCAUUGCAGGAGGGAUGGAAUUGGAUGAUCCUUAAGGUCCCUUCCAACCUGAGCCAUUCAGUGAUUCUAUGACUUGUUUGGAACUGCUGUGUGGUUUUGCUUUAUUUUUGAGGAUGUUUCAAAGUGCUCUCGUUCUUCCUGGAUGGAGACCAUGACAUGCCCUUAAUUCUAAUCUUCUCCUUUCCUCAUUUUUUUUUAGUCACUCUUCACUGUUUAGCAUAUUCUUAGACACUUGGAUAAAGUAGGUUUGUGGUGUCACAGAGUCACAAAGCUGAACCUAGACCUUCUGAAGUCCAAAUCAACUCCUCCAUCGUCAGACCAGCCUUCCUCUAGGCAUGUCAGUACUUGCAGCAUGGCCCAGAACCUCUCGCCUUUGAACUUCCCAGCUUCAGGCUGCUGAGUCAGCAUCUGUGUAUGAUGGAAGCAGUGAAGGAGGAAACAGGUAAUUGCUUAGGGAGGAAAAAGCCAAAAAUGAAACCAUGCCUUGCCGCCGUUGACACACACUCUGCUCCUGCUCGGGUGCUUUUGGGUAAUAGGAAAGAAUGCGGUGGGCUUUGAUUCUACUUACAGGUGUUGUCUCAGAGCAGAAGAGAGCAGAGCAGGUAACAGAAAGUAAGAACAUUUCUACCUUGAAAAUAAAGCCAGAGAGCACCUCACUCCUUAGCUCACUUUAUCAAUAAUAAAACAGCCUUGCUGCACUGCACUGAAAUAGGUCCUGCUGAAAAAGUUAUUGUCAGGAAGGACUGGAAGUUCUUCUAGCUCUUUCCUUCCCAUAUACCUGUUUCAGAAGGACUAAAUCUGUAGGGUACUUGCAGUGAACCGCGUUGUCCUGACAAAUGUGUUGCGCUAACAUGGAUUGCUUUGCACUGUAGUAAGCCACUGAGAUCCUUGGUGAAGACCUUGCUGCACUUAGUAUGUUUUAGCCAAGUGUGAUGGAUAUGUGUGUUUAUGUGCUUGUGUGUGUUUAUAUACACAUAGAUGGCUAUAAAAGUACAUGGGAUACUGAGCUGAAGUAGGACAGCAGCUUGGCAAGAAAUACUGACAAAGCCAAUAGAACCUGCAGCCUCAUCUAGAUGUCUGUGGGGAAGCAGCCUUUCCCCGAAGUGAUUUUUCUCAUCACAUGUCUGUGGGAAGCUCAUGCUCUGUUCAUCCACAUUCCCUAUGUAAGCCUAUUUGGUGAGUACUUUCUAUGAAUGAUCCUUGGUCUGCUCAUCGUGAGCACUUAGUCACCAGGCAAGUGGUGCAAAUGAGCCUCACUAGUCUCCUGUGGCUGCAGGUGGAAGCCACAAGCCAUGCCCACGUUCUCCACCUCCAGUCAGAUGGGAAUCCCUAAAAGGAUUCCUCCUCUCUGAUUUCAGGGGAGGACGUUCACAGUCAUGAGUUUGAAAUUCAUAGAUGUGCUGACAUUUCCAGGCACUUAUGAUAAUGCUCACUGCUAAACUCUUUUGCUGCUGCUGAAAACCAAACAGAAUGUGCUCAGAGCAAACUCAUCCAGCAAAUUCAAGCAUGUCCUCCUAGAACUAUUUUUGCAGCAGCUGUCCUGCUCUGCUUAUUUAUGCCUUGUGCUAGCAUUUGAAAUCAUUAAAGCCUCUGAUGAUAGCAGAUCUCAAGACACAAUUAAAGGACAAAGGCAAAUGUCAGCACCCCGGAGGUGCCACAUGGCUUUGCAGAAUGGCAGAUCUGGCAGUGCUGCAGGAAGUGUCAGAGUCAUAGCUGAACACAAAGCCAAAUAUCAGUGCUGGAGACACUGAAGUGGUGUAGAUGCUAAGGGAGCUGCCAGCGUUGUGGUGUUCUCAAAGCGUGUUUGUGGCUCAACCAAUCUGAAAUGAGCCAUCUUCUCUUAACCAUAUGGCCUUAUGGUGUUCCUAAGGAGAACGACGGUCUUGUGGAUGCUCACCCCUGGAGGUGUUCAGGGACAGGUUGGAUGGGGCCCUGGGCAGCCUGAUCAGGUGCCUGUGUAGUUUGUGGCAACCCUGCCUGUGGCAUGGGGGCUGGAAGUGGGUGAUCUUUGGUGGUGAUGGGUUGGCAGCUGGACCACUAAGAUCACCUUCGAGGUCUUUUCCAACCUUAAUGAUGGUAUGAUUCUGUGAAUACGUCCCUCAGUUUCUGGAGGUCCCUCUUGCAUCUCAAGGAUAAGGCUUUGAUUGAGUGGUAAGCAAAUGUAGGCUAAAAGCAAUGUUUAUUUCCAGAACGUGCAUGAGAAUACGGAUAUUCCUCUUGUAACAGUGAUCAAGGGAACCAAUGUAUGUAUAAAUGAUUUCACAACACAUCGCUUCAGUCGUAGAAUCCUAGCAUUGUUUAAGCUGGAAGGGGCCCUUAAAGGUCAUCUGGUUUGACUUCCCCAGGACCCAAGCCUCCUAGUUUCGAUGCACUGCCCAAGAAUCUCAGAAAGAACAGCACUGAGCAGCAGGGGCCUUGCAGUGUAACUGGAGCAGAUGGACAAUGUAUGUACAAAAAGCGAGGGGUGAAAUUCCCAGGUUUGCUCAGGAUCUUUCAAAAGUGACAGAGGGAACAAGUCAAGGAAGAGCAACUGAAUGUUCUCCCUGCAUGGGGUGGUCAUCCCUUUUGUGGAUUUUGCAAAACGAUAAAAAUCAUCCUUAACACUUCAGAACAGAGGAAAGCAGACAACCCUCCUGCUUCAGCUGCCGUCUAUCUGAUUACCAAAGACAGCCUUUUUGUAAUGACAUUUUUCUGUGUUCUGAUGCAAUGCUUUUAUAUUUCUUGGGGAAAAAAAGAAAAAAAAAGCUUGGAGUAAAGCUGCAGCCUGAUUCUCUUGUGAGCCCAGGAGCGGUUCUAGACGUGAUCCCAGCACCUUGCAAAGAGACACUUACACGUAAAGCUGGAGUGCGCUUCAAGCUGGGCCUGGUCCUGUGCUCCAGGAGAGUGCCUGCUGAUAAGUCCUGAGCACACGAAACCUGGAAGCAGAGCAGAUGUUAGCGGCUGGGAUUGUAUCAGGAAUACUUUUGGGCUCAUCUGUGAUUACCGGGCUGAAACGAGAGCAAUAAUUGCAAGCAAAGCUGGGCACCAGGUGUCUAGGACCUGCCAGCUCCUGGGCUUCUCACCGCCACCGACAAACAUGACCCGAGUCACAUCAAGAGACACCAUGAUUCCUGGUAACCGAAUGCUGAUGGUCAUCCUACUAUGCCAAGUCCUGCUGGGAGGUACCAACCAUGCUAGCCUGAUCCCCGAGACCGGCAGGAAGAAAGUCGCAGAGCUUCAGGGACAAGCCGGAUCCGGACGCCGCUCUGCCCAAAGCCAUGAACUCUUGCGGGGUUUCGAAACGACUCUGCUGCAGAUGUUUGGGCUGCGAAGGCGGCCCCAGCCCAGCAAAUCAGCCGUCAUCCCCAGUUACAUGCUGGAUCUCUACCGGCUCCAGUCCGGAGAAGAGGAGGAGAGCCUCCAGGAGAUCAGCCUGCAGUACCCCGAGCGAUCGACCAGCCGGGCCAACACCGUGAGGAGCUUCCACCAUGAAGAGCACCUGGAGAGCGUCCCGGGUCCCAGCGAAGCGCCGCGGAUCCGCUUCGUCUUCAACCUCAGCAGCGUGCCGGACAACGAGGUGAUCUCGUCGGCGGAGCUGCGGCUGUACCGGGAGCAGGUGGAGGAGCCGAGCGCGGCGUGGGAGAGGGGCUUCCACCGGAUAAACAUUUACGAAGUGAUGAAGCCGCUGUCGGAGCGCUCCCAGGCCAUUACGCGGCUGUUGGACACGCGGCUGGUGCACCACAACGUGACGCGCUGGGAGACCUUUGAUGUGAGCCCGGCCGUGAUCCGGUGGACCAAGGACAAGCAGCCGAACCACGGGCUGGUGAUCGAGGUGACCCACCUCCACCAGGCACAGACUCAUCAGGGCAAACACGUCAGGAUUAGCCGAUCUUUACCUCAAGGGCACAGCGGGGACUGGGCGCAGCUCAGGCCGCUCCUGGUCACUUUCGGGCACGACGGGCGAGGCCACGCGCUGACCCGCAGAGCCCGCCGGAGCCCCAAGCACCAACGUUCCCGCAAGAACAAAAAAAACUGCCGCCGCCACGCUCUCUAUGUGGAUUUCAGCGACGUGGGCUGGAACGAUUGGAUCGUGGCCCCCCCGGGCUACCAGGCGUUUUAUUGCCACGGGGACUGCCCCUUCCCUCUGGCCGACCACCUCAACUCCACCAACCACGCCAUCGUGCAGACGUUGGUCAACUCCGUCAACUCCAGCAUCCCCAAGGCCUGCUGCGUGCCCACGGAGCUGAGCGCCAUCUCCAUGCUCUACCUGGAUGAGUAUGACAAGGUGGUGCUGAAAAACUACCAGGAGAUGGUGGUGGAGGGGUGCGGGUGCCGCUGACCCCUUCCCUCCCCUCCCCUCCUCUCUCCCUCCCGUCCCACCCCAGAACUGCUUGCUCUAGCUGGACUCUUCCUCUAAACUAAACGUUCACCUUGACCUUAUUUAUGACUUUAUGUGCAAAUGUUUUUGACAAUAAUGAUCAUAUAUUUUGACAAAAUAUAUUUAUAACUACGUAUUAAAAGAGAAAAAAAUAAAAUGAGUCAUUAUUUUA